AUGGAAUUACCAUUGUUUAACUCAGUAGAAUUUGAAAAGCUCUACAACUGUAGCUUGUACGAUGAUGGCUACUUCAGCGAAGCCAGACGACCAAAUCCGCUGGUAGGAUUUGUCUACAUGACCACUGGUAUAACAUAUGAGCUAUUGUACAUACCAUGCCUUAUCACUAUGGCAACACCAAAGUUCUUCAACAACUCGUGCUAUAAGUUCAUGUUUUUCAUUGGUAAGUACUGUAAAGUAAAAAAGUCAUUAAAACUGGUAUCUAAUUGGCAAUAAAACAUCAAAAUAAAUUAGACAUUAAGCUGAAAUGGCAUUAAUAACUGCUUUAUUAAAAUAUAAAUUACAAUAUAUAAAUAUGAUUUUUAAUCUUUUUUGAUUAAAAUAAGAUUUUAGGCUUGAUUGACAUAUUGACGAUCCCUUUCAAUGCCAUUUUGUAUGGAUACUUUGCUUGGAAAGGCUAUGUUUAUUGCGACACCCCUGGUUUAAUGUACUUUGCUGCUGCUUUUACUACUGGUGAGUUAUCUAUAUUCUUGUACACAGGGCAGGGCAUUGGUAUUGGCAGAUUUUCAUGCUCUGCCUUGUGCCCUGCAGUGCCCUGCGUUUAAACUUAUCUAAAAAAGAAAGCACUCAACCUGCCCCACGCAGAAUAAUUUCAAAAUUUUUAUAUGAAUUCUGUGUACCACUAAUAGUGCUCAUAAGAAAAUUUAACUUCUUUUUGAGUUCUGAAACUAAAACAGAUGUGUUUUUCGCUAAUUUAGCAAAUUCGGAAACUAGUAUGGUACUAAAUCGUACUAAAGUUUAAAUUGGUAUGGUUUUAAAAUAACAGUACCAUUUUGAGAGUUUAGUACCGUUUAGUACCAAAAAAUAUAAAAAAGUACCAAUUUAAACUUUAGUACUAUUUAGUAUCAUACUACAACUAA
Messenger RNA from Bursaphelenchus okinawaensis, 920 nucleotides. Lineage: Eukaryota; Metazoa; Nematoda; Chromadorea; Rhabditida; Aphelenchoididae. The record is from the annotation of a GenBank genome assembly.